This is a messenger RNA of Mercenaria mercenaria, 6427 nucleotides long. RefSeq names its product SPRY domain-containing SOCS box protein 3-like. The transcript is spliced from 4 exons. Bases 102 to 1106 code for a protein of 334 amino acids. The record is from RefSeq and is a predicted model, not a curated record. NCBI's taxonomy places the organism in Eukaryota, Metazoa, Mollusca, Bivalvia, Venerida, Veneridae. Gene Ontology annotation, biological process: proteasome-mediated ubiquitin-dependent protein catabolic process. Gene Ontology annotation, cellular component: SCF ubiquitin ligase complex. Gene Ontology annotation, molecular function: protein binding.
UUUCGGACUACAACGUUGCACCUUACGUCAAAAAAGUUGUUUACGAUUCCACGACCUUAUUGUGUGAUCAUUUCUUAAACUCUCGAUAAAAUGCGAUAAAAAUGAUGAAUGAAGAAGAUCAAGACGAAUUAUCUCUUGUGGAAGAGCGUCCAUCAAGUAGUAAUCUUGAGUUAGAGUACGAUACAGACGCCAGUUCUGAAUCGGAUAGUUCUGACAAGGAGGUUGUCUCCCCAUUGGCUGUUGGGUCUGCAAAACCGGUCAAAGGAGAAGCAUUCUGUGACUGUUAUAAAACAGGAAGGGAGAAAGAAUGUAUUUGUGGGGAAGAUGAUUCUUAUUUUGAAUGGAAAUGGGAUAAUAAUUCCAAGUCUGCAGCCAGCUUCUUAAAGCAUGAUCAGCGUGAAGUUGUGUUCCAUGUGGAUUAUAGCUGUGGCACAGCAGCGGUACGAGGCAGUCAGCUCAUGGGGGAGGAUCAGUAUUACUGGGAGGUCAAGAUGACCACACCUGUGUAUGGCACAGAUAUGAUGGUUGGUGUAGGUACAGUUGAUUUAGAUCUGAACAAAUACCGUCACAAGUUUUGUAGUCUUGUUGGGCGAGACGGGGACAGCUGGGGAUUGUCGUACACAGGUAUGCUGCAUCACAAAGGUCAUAAACAGACGUAUGCAUCAAAGUUCGGGCAAGGAACCAUUAUUGGAGUUCAUCUUGAUAUGUGGCAUGGGACAGUCUCAUUUUAUAAAAAUAGAAAACCUCUUGGUAUAGCAUAUAGAGGCUUGCAAGGGAAACAACUCUACCCAGUGGUGUCUUCUACAGCAGCUAGGAGUGGAAUGAAAGUGAUAAAAUGUCGUUCAUUUAAGACUUCACUACAGUUUAUGUGUUGUCAAGUGUUAAGGACAGUGAUACCUGCACAUUUAGAUGUACUCAAAGUGAUAGACAUGCCACCAGGCUUACGAGAGUUUCUAGAGAAUAACAUUAGCUGGCUAUUACAGCCAAGCCCGUUUGAAACUCCAACCAAAAGUAGCACAGAAAUGACCAGUUAUGCUAGGGGUACAAAGAGAAGACAUUCACAAGAUGAUUAUGAUGGUCCAUCCACCAGUAAAUGUGCAAGAUAACCUUUUCAUUGGAAGUAAUUAUAUCAGUGUUGAAAUUCUCAUUGAUGGGAGUGAAAAAUAGAUAUAUUCAUUUUGAAUUGCCAAUAAUCAGGAGCAUUCCAUUUCCUGGAUAGUGAUAUUGCAGGCUCAGAGGCAAGGCAAUUCAGCAUAAAGCAAAUUUAUUUUAAAAGUAUGUAGGGCUUACAUACCAGUAUUGAAAGUUUUUAGUCUUGGUAUGUUUUAAUCAUAACAGAAAACUGUGUGAUUAAUUUGUGAAAUUUUGUGUAAGAAUAAAGAAGGCUGUUGUACUCAACCUGGCAAAAAUUGCCAUUGCUGUUGCCUUUGAAAAGUGUUACGGCACUGUUCUUAUUUUAUUAAAUCAUCUUCUUCACUUCUGUCCCUAUUAUCAUCAAUUCUCAUGUGGGUUUGGACUUUGUAAGGAGCAAAAAUAUACUUAUCGAUUGGUUUAGACAUAGAAACGCCAAACGUCAAGGUCACUGUCACAGUGUGGUCAAAUAUUUUGUAAUGCUUUUAACUUUUACAGCUAUGCUGUCUCUUUGACAGUAACGUCUUCAUUACAUGUACCUCCCUUAACAUCAGCAAACUUCACCUGAGGAUUUGUCUUGGUGGUACAUAAAGAAGACUUGGAUAAGUGAUCCCAAAUGUUAUGGUCACUGGGUAUAGUUUCUCCAUCAAAAUAUGUUUUGUCAUCCUUCUUUUAUCACUUUCUAAUGUUACCUCAUACCAGCAUAAAAAAUUUCUAGAGGCCAUAUUUUUCUGUAUGAAAGUUGGUCAGAAUGUUCAUCUUGAUGAUAUCUAGGUCAAGUUUGAAACUGGGUCAAUUGCAGUCAAAAACUAGGUCAGUAGGUCUAAAAAUAGAAAAACCUUUCGACCUCUCUAGAGGCCCUAUUUUUCAAUGGAUCUUCAUGAAAAUUGGUCUGAAUGUUCACCUUGAUGAUAUCUAGGUCAAGUUUGAAACUGGGUCACAUGCGAUCAAAAACUAGGUCAGUAGGUAUAAAAAUAGAAAAAAACCUUGUGACCUCUCUAGAGGCCAUAUUUUUCAUGAGAUCUUCAUAAAAAUUGGUGAGAAUGUUCACCUUGAUGAUAUCUAGGUCAGGUUCAAAACUGGGUCACAUUCCUUCAAAAACUAGGUCAUUAGGUCAGAUAAUAGAAAAACCUUGUGACCUCUCUAGAGGCCAUAUUUUUCAAUGGAUCUUCAUGAAAAUUGGUCAGAAUUUUUAUCUUGAUGAUAUCUAGGUCAAGUUUAAAACUGGGUUACAUGAGCUCCAAAACUAGGUCACUAUGUCCAAUAAUAGAAAAAAAAACGAUGUUAUACUCAGUUUAAAACUGGGUCAUGUGGGGACAGGUGAGCGAUUCAGGACCAUCAUGGUCCUCUUGUUUAGCUCACCUAAACUAAAGGUUCAGAGUGGGCUGAAAGUAUAAGUGGAUGGUCAGUCUAUCAUUGUCAACAGUUUCACUUUAACAUUUCCUCUAAAGCAACUGGUCAGAAUUAUAAUGGACUUGGUCUGUUUCAUCAUUGCAUGGGCUUUUCUGAAGUUUGUUCAGUUGUUCUACUUGACUGCAUUUAUUGUCAACUGCAGCUAAAACUAGACCUUUAAAGAAUUCUUCAUGAACUGCUUUAUGGAUCUUCAAAUUUGCCAGUAGCAUCCUUUGAUAAACCUUUCCAGUUUGGUCAAAUGGUUUCACUUGACUUUUGCCAGCACAGAAUAUAUGAAAUCUUAACAGUGCCUGCUCAUAAAUUGCUUGAAGGGUGCUCAGGAAAUUUUUUAAAGGGAAGGUCAUGUGAUCGACAAAUGCUAUCAUGGUUUCUUGUAUUGUUAAACUGAUUUUAGUUUUAUGCAGGAUGUUUCAGUGUUGGUUUAAGGAUCGAAUAUUUGUCAAAUAUUAGUUGACUCUGAUUGCUGUUUCAUUUUGUUUGAAUUGCUUUACCUGGCUUCCAGGAGAAUGAAUUUUGGUCCUCAAAAGUGAUGAACUUAAUAUAAAUGAUACACUUGAUGGAUGUGAAAAUUAUCAAGAUAUUGAAAGUGUAGCAAGCUUGAACACCUUUACAUUAAAUUCCGGAGAAAAAAUUGUGAAAAUGGCAGUUGAGAUUGUUAGAGAGUAAUAAUAAUUGUAUGUAAUUAUUAGCUCCACUAUUCUGAGAAUAGGCGGGGGGUGGGGGGGGGGGGGGGGGGCUAUUCUACUCGUCCCGGCAUUGGCGUGAGCUUUCUUGGUUAAAGUUUUUCGGCAACCUUUGUUUUUCUGUCAUAUCUUUGUUACUAUUGCUUGUAUCUGACUGUUAGUUCACAUUAACAUUGUCCAGCAUACAAAGAAAGUAUGUGCAGGGGCUAGGCCCUUUAUACCCAAGAUCAAGGUCACCAAGGUGUUAUAUAUAGGUAUUUUUAAGGUUAAAGUUUUUCGGCAGCCUUUGUUUUUCUGUCAUAUCUUUGUUACUAUUGCUUAUAUCUUACUGUAAGUUCAUAUAAAAAUUGUCCAGCAUACAAACAAAGUAUGUGCAGCGGCUGGGCCAAUUAUACCCAAGGUCAAGGUCACAAAAUUAUUAUACUUGGAAUUAUUUUCAUGUUAAAUUUUUUUCAAAAGCUUUGUUUAUAGACAUACCUUCGGUACAUUAAAAGAUAAUGACUUGAAAUUAGAAAUGUUUUUUUUUAUAAUCAUCAUCUGCAUGUGUGGUUACAAUCCCCAUAACUCUUAUUGUGUUUUUGACAGAAUUAUGCCCCUUUCAUACUUAAAGUUUUUGGCUGUCUUCGCUUUCUGGAUAUUACUUCAGCACAAUAUUAGAUAAAGACUUGAAACUUAAAAUGUAUCUUUAUCAUCAUCAUCUGUAUGUGUGGUAACAAUACCCAUAACUCUGAUUUGUAUUUUUGACCAAAUUAUGCCCCUUUCAUACUUAAUUUUUUUGACAAAUUUCGUUUUCUGGACAUAACUUUGUUACUAUAUAAGAUAAUGACUUGAAACUCAAUAUAUAUAUUUACCAUCAUCAUCUGCAUGUGUGGUAACAAUGCCAAUAACUCUUAAGUUGUGUUCUUGACAGAAUUGUGCCCCUUGGUGUAUCUUUUAAAGUAGAGGUCUCUUAUUGAGACAUAUAUUCAUUUAACUGUAAAGUCGCCGAAUAGUGGAACCCGCUGUCUUACGGACAGCUCUUGUUUUACUUUUUGCUUUAAAAUGAGUCUCACUGUUGUUGCCAAGGGAGAGGUUUUAAAUUAAUUUUAUUAAUUGAUAGUAGGAUUUGAAAGAGGUUUGCCUAAAUAGCAAAUGUUAAACAAAAAAAACAAAGACACAGAGGAGGCUUUUGAAAUGUUAUACAUGAAUUGAAUAUUUGCUUGCAUUUGUUGGUGCUUAUUAUACGUCCGAAGGGAGCGUAUUAUGUUACGACGCUGGUGUCCGUCUUCGUGUCCACUCUGUAACUCCUGAACUCCUUGAAGGAUUUUGAAGAAACUUGACACUAAUGUUCACCACAUCAAGAGUUCAGAGUGCAUGUUUUGGAUGGCUCGCUUCAAGGUCAAGGUCACACUUGGGGUCAAAGAUCAUAUGACUUUAUUUUGUGUUCUCUCUGUAACUCUUGAAAUGCUUGAAGGAUUUUAAAGAAACUCGGCACAAAUGCUCACCACAUCGAAACAUCAUGCUGAGCGCAUGUUUCGGAUGGCUUGCUUCAAGGUCAAGGUCACAAUUAAUAUAUUGCUCUGCAUUGUGGUGCUCUUGUUAACUGAUUUUUCAAUAAUUGCAGAUUAUAGAGAUAAUUUAUUCUUUUAUAAACUUUUGAUCAUCUUGGCAGAUACCUUACUUUCUUAAUAUAAGAGCUUAUCUGACAUUUAUUGCCUUUCUUGUUGCCAGCUUUUUAUUAGUUGAACUUCAUUUUCUCAGCAGUUUCCAUUUAAUAUUUCACCAACUUGAUUUGAAGUAUCCAUUAAUUUAUCUUUGUCAUGUUUCAUGAAAUGAUUUUGCUCUUGUACACAAAAACUUUUAUAACAGCUUAAAAUGGUAACAUUACAGUUCAGUAUUGGGAAUAUGGUUUCACUUGAUCAGACUGUCCAUCAGAGCCUUAACCAGAAUUUUAGCUUUUACUGAAUUGAAUUUUACAGUCAAAAACAAGCUUUUUUUUCAAAAUUCUUUUCAAAAUGCUUAAGUUAGUGACUUCAGGCCAAUUUUACUCUUGAUUUUUUUGUGCACUGCAGUUUCUUCACUGGAUGGGACUUACAAUUUGCCACCCAGUCCAUCAGUCACACAAAGCAUUAAAAGACCCUUGAUAACCAUAAAGAUAUUACUUUCAUGAAACUUGGUAUAUGUAUAGAACAUGUGUAUCUUUCUAUUUUACUGCUAUUUCAAUAAAACAAAAAAAAAUGUAUAAUGUGAAUCCUGCGUAUUGUGACUUCCAUGUAGGAUAAUAACAAUGCUUAAAUAUAAUUUCAAGGAAAAUGUAUUCUCAAUUACUGUGCUGCACUGUGCAGAAGAGUAGGGAUAUUGUUUUGUUCAUAUUGGUUGGUCUGUCUGUCUGUUCGUUGAUCCAUCUGUUUGAACAAUUACUAGAGUCAAUUGUUAGUAUUUAUAGUUAUAACUGCCUAUGGUUGGUAGAUGGCCCCUAUUGCUUUAGGACUCGGUAUGUCACAGAUCACAGGUAAUAGUGACAUUGGGGAUGAAAUGUCUGAAGACUGUGCAUACAAUGGUCAGAUUUCAUAGGAUGGUUGCAUAAGGUUACUAGAUGACACCUAUCAUUUUGGGGUCAGCAUGUCAAAGGUCAAGGUCACAGUGAAGAUUUUUUUUGAUAACUUCAGGUCUGUCAAACUCCUUAGUGGCAUUGCCUGUGGUCAGUAAAUGACCCAUAUUGAUUAGAGGUGGGGUACAUCAGAACAACAAUAAUGGUUUCUUAUUGUUAGCAGGGGAAUGCUUAUUUAUGUUUAGAAGAUGCUGCAAGUUGUUUUUAUGCCAUUUGAUGAAAGGUCAAGGUUACAGCAUACUUGAGAUUGAAAAUUCCAGAUAGGGGCAAGAUAAUAAGUACAUUUAAUCCUUAAGCUUACCUUCUUAUUGAAUUCAUCCUGUGCAAUAACAUUACAAUUGACCUCAUUCAGAAGAAAUGUUAAUUCAAGGGACAUGAUUUCAUCAAUAUCUUUUCUGUAUGAGAGAAUGUCACUUGUUAAAAUAUAGGGUAACACAUUUCUUAUUGUAAUAUUGGCUACUGUAAAUGUCAUGCAUAGAAUUCAAGUCCAAUGACAGUUUUAUUGUUUUUAACACAUUUUAUAAAUUUAUGUUUUUAUAAUUGAAUGUGUUGCGAACUUGUUAUGAUAUACACAUCUGUUUUGAAUGAUUAAAGUUGAAUUGAAAGGAAA